Plasmopara halstedii is the source of this 456-nucleotide messenger RNA. RefSeq names its product Ubiquitin/40S ribosomal protein S27a fusion. The record is from RefSeq and is a predicted model, not a curated record. The coding region runs from base 1 to 456 and encodes 151 amino acids. NCBI's taxonomy places the organism in Eukaryota, Oomycota, Peronosporomycetes, Peronosporales, Peronosporaceae. The transcript has a single exon.
AUGGCCACGGGCUUGUACCCGCCACAGCAUUCUGGACAUGUUCAGCCCCCGGGCGUCUACGGCUACGGCAACAACCAGCCUCACCAGUACGGUCAGCAUCAGCAGUAUGGACAGCAGUACGCGCAACCGCAGCAGCAGUACGGGCAACCGCAGCAGCAAUACGGGCAACCUCAACAGCAAUACGGACAACCUCAACAACAGUACGGACAACCUCAACAACAGUACGGACAACCUCCACAACGGUUUGGACAACCUUCGCAGCAGUUUGGCCAGCCUCAGCAGCAUUAUGGCCAGCCGCAACAGCAAUUUGGUCAGACGCAGCAACAGUACCCUCCCACUACUUUAGGCGGUCAGUACCAGUACCCAGUGCGAUAUGGUCAAGUACCUCCUCCAAUGCCUUCAGCUGCAUCCAAGAAACCUCGAUUCCGCAUGCCUAGCUUGGGAAAGAAAAAUUAA